AUUUAAUUUUGUUGUCAUCUCCUUCUUCCUCCCUCCUCCUGCAGAACCUAAAACAAAAAUUCAGAUACAAGAGAUCGAGCUUAGGUUUUGCAGAUCUUUGAAGAUUGAAAUUUCAAAAAGUCUUCACCUUUUCGAAGAGGAAGUGGUAAUUGGUUUGGGUUUGUUCACUGUUGAUGUUAUCUUUUGCUCUCUGCUAUGGAGAAGUCUAAUUAUGAAGAAGAACUCACUGAGUCAAAGAGACAGUAUCUCCACAAAUCAGUUGAGAAACUUAAAGCUGAUGUUUCCGAAAUCAUAGCCUACUCCCGUCGAUUGAAGGGUUUGCGUAAGCAUUUUGACACUGUUGAAGCCAAUAUCAACAAGAGGUCUCGAGAACUAGAGUUUAAGGAGAAGCAGCUGCAAAUUUCGAGCUUAGAGCUUGACAAAAAGACUCAAUCUUUUGAAGCAGAAAAGUCUAAAGCUGGUGAUUUGAAGAAGUUGGUGGAAGAGUGCACUGCAGAACUAAGGUCAAAGAGGAAUCAGCUGAGUGAGAAGCAGAAAUCAUCGGCAAGGAUUCAGAGAGAGAUUGAGUUAAGGAGUAGGCAGUUGGAACAGGUCAAGUCUGAGCGUGUGAGGCUUUGCAAUGAGGUUCUUAAGUUUGAAGAACGUAAGAGAGAAGUGAAAGAAGAGACAGGUAGAAAGGCAGAAUAUUUGUCUUUGAUUCUUGACAAGAUUGAAAAAUCUAGCAAGCAGCUUGCGAGCCUAGAUGAACAACUAGAGUCGCAACAGAGACGGCUUGCCACUCGGUCAAUAGAGCUAGUUUCUACGGAGAAGAAGUUGGGAUGUUUGAGGGAAUCCAUCGAGCUUUCCAAUUCUGACCUUGAGCUGAAAGAAAAUAAGAUACAAUUGCUAAACAGUUUCAUAACGGAUUGUAGUAAAACGAUUGACUCGAAAUCCCAAGAAGUGGAGGAAAGACAAAAGUUGAUUGAGAAACAGACCGAUGAGCUUGUUGUGUUGCAGAAUCAGCAUGAUACUAUCAAGCAGUUUAUCGAAGUACUAUCUGAAGAGCUUGCUGCUAAGGAGAAGACACACAAGGAGGUUUUGGAGACUAUCUGCAGAAGCUCCUCUGAAAUGGAAGUAAGGGCUAAAGAGAUUAAAGCAGCAGAGGCUGAAGCAACUUAUUUGAAUGUAAGAUCUGAAAGGUUUAGGAAGGAGGUUGAAGGUAAAGAAAAGGAACUUGAUCUGCUCAAGAAUCAGAUAGAGUCAGAGGAAAAGGAACACAUUCAGCUUAAGCGAGAAAUGGAAGAGGAGACGGAUAGAAAGAAGAGAGUUUUGGCACUGACUCUUGACAAGAUUGAAGGAUCUGGCAAACAGCUUGCAACGGUAGAUGCGCAACUAGGGUCACGAAGGAAACUGCUUAAGAUUCGGUCAGUGGAGUUGUUUUCUGCGAAGAAGAAGUUGGGAUAUGUGAGAAAAUCUAUCAAGAAAUCCAUUUCUGUCCUCGAGCGGAAAGAAACGAUGAUACAUACAUUGAACAACAAGCUAUCAGCUAUUGACUCGAAAUCUGAAGAGUUGGAGGAAAUCAUAAAGCUGAUUGAAAAACAUACCAAUGAGCUUGUUGUCUUGCGUAAUCAGCGUGAUUCUAUCUGGCAGUUAAUCCAGGGACUAUCUGAAGAGCUUGUUGUUAAAGAGAUGGAGUUGGAAUGCGUUGUAGAAUCAAACAACCAUUUCAAAUUUGACAUUGAGGUCAAGGAAAAGAGGGUCCAAUCAUUAAACAGUCUGAUAACGAUCUCAGGCGAACAGCUUGACAUGAAAUCUAAAGAGUUGAAGAAAAUUCAAAGAGAACUUGGGUUGAGUAAGAAACGGCUGAGAAAUAUGAGCACUGUUCUUGUUAAGAAAGAGAAGCAGGCAGCUGCAGCAGAAACUGCACCGGUUAAUGAAGAUGCUCUCACACAUCAUGAAAUCCCAGCAGCUACUCUUUCACGCUCUGAAGUGUCCAGUGUUCUUAGAGAUUUACCUAAUCCAGCAGAAUUUGUUCUGGAAGAAGUGCAGGACCAUCUUAAUGUAGAAUUGGGUUUUCAAGACUCAGUGCUUCAGAUUUUGAUUCUUUCGUUUGAGGAGCUCACAAAAAUUCAACGACCAGAUGAUCCUCAACUGCAGAACAAAGCCGCACAAGUUGCAACUCUGUGGAAAGAGAAGAUAGCUAUCGAAGCUCCAAAAUCAUCUCUCGAGGCCCUGGCCUUUCUUCUGUUCAUUGUGGCAUAUGGAUUAAAGAAUUUGAUCAAUGAAGAAGAAGCUGCUUUACUUGCUUCGUCUAUUGCUCAUUACGAACAGGCUCCAAGACUCUUCAAGUCUCUGCGUCUCAAUACUGAAAUCCGAAAGUUUGUUAAAGAGCUCAUCAAGAAAAACCGAUAUAUUCCUGCAGUCGGGCUUAUAUGUCUGUUUAAGCUUACUGGAGAGCUCUCACCCUCCCAUCUCUUAAGGAAAGAGAUCAUCAAUCUAAGACGGUCUGCCCUGGAGAGUAGACCAACUGAAUCCUCUCAGGCUAAAGACAAAGAUGCUGGAAGAUUGAGAGCUAUACUAGAACUUGUGGCAGAUUAUAAGCUUGAAAUCAAUCUCCCAGGAGACCUCAUCGCCAAGCUCAUGAUUGAAAGAGAAAAUGCAGCCCCUCAAGUUCGUUGCUAUGUAGAGCAUGUCACCUCCUCAUCAAAUCCACAAGCUGCUUCUCCUAAUCCGGUUUCUGCACAACGUUCUCUUAAUCCGGCUUCUGCUCAAAGUUCAAGUGUGAAAUCUUCAAGUUCCUAAAACCUGAGGUUAAAUCUU
Molecule: messenger RNA, 2799 nt
Organism: Camelina sativa (false flax)
Lineage: Eukaryota; Viridiplantae; Streptophyta; Magnoliopsida; Brassicales; Brassicaceae
Source: RefSeq, a predicted model, not a curated record